Molecule: messenger RNA, 886 nt
Organism: Entelurus aequoreus (snake pipefish)
Lineage: Eukaryota; Metazoa; Chordata; Actinopteri; Syngnathiformes; Syngnathidae
Product: histone H1-like
Exons: 1
Coding region: 19-624 (201 amino acids)
Biological process (GO): nucleosome assembly
Cellular component (GO): nucleosome
Molecular function (GO): structural constituent of chromatin; DNA binding
Source: RefSeq, a predicted model, not a curated record
CACUUCCAGACAGCAAACAUGGCAGAAGAAGCACCAGCAGCAGCAGCCGCCGCCGGACCGUCCAAAGCCCAGGCCAAGCCCGCGAAGAAGAAGACGGCGGCCUCCAAGGCGAAGAAAAGCUCUCCCAACAUCUCCGAUGCGGUCUUGAAGGCGGUGAAAGACAGCGGGGACCGCAAAGGGACCUCCAUGUCAAGCAUCAAGAAAGCCAUUGCAGCGAUGGGGAUCGAUCUGGACAAGAGCAACAAGCGCGUCAACACGUCAGUGUGCAGACUGGUGACGAAUGGAGAUUUGAUCCAAGUCAAGGGUAAUGGCGCUUCUGGCUCCUUCAAACUGCCCAAGGCGGCCGAGACCAAGACGAAAGUGGUCAAGAAGGUCGCCAAGAAAUCUGCCGCUAAAAAACCCGCCGCGAAGAAAUCAACAGCCGCGAAGAGAGUUGCCAAGCCUAAGAAAGCCGCGACCCCUAAGAAGAAGGCAAAGGCACCGGCCAAGAGCCCCAAAAAGGCCAAGAAACCUGCGGCUAAGAAAUCUCCUGCCAAGAAAACUGUUGCCAAGAAACCUGCGAGAAAGCCACCAACCAAUAGAGGAUCACCCAAAAAGGCUACGGCCAGAAGGGCCAAGAAGUAAAUGUGCCGACUUUAAACUGCAUACCACUUCAAACAAAGGCUCUUUUAAGAGCCACCACAACUUCCACUUAAGAGCAUUUCCCAGCUAUGACACAAGCAUUUAGUAAAUAUUUAACAAAAUCCCCUUUAUCAAGUUGUACAUGCAGUAGAACUAUUACAAUCACUUAAAACAUACAUAUUUGUCACAUUACUCCUAGCUUGUCACUUAACCCUUAGAACUACGCUAUAACAGUACAUUCUGUCAUUGAAUUUUAUUAUUCAAC